Messenger RNA from Botrytis cinerea B05.10, 2139 nucleotides. RefSeq lists its product as hypothetical. The transcript has 3 exons. Bases 318 to 1994 code for a protein of 558 amino acids. Lineage: Eukaryota; Fungi; Ascomycota; Leotiomycetes; Helotiales; Sclerotiniaceae. The record is from RefSeq and is a predicted model, not a curated record.
GCCUGAGCUGGCCCAUCUUAUCUCUUAGUCAAGUUGACAAGGAGCUAAGUCAACUCUCAAUGCCGGAAAGGCUAGUGCGAAGCUGUAGCCUGAGCUCAAGCUGACGAAAUUUGUAUCUUGCUAUUAUGUUAUUAUGUUAUAUGCAAUCCUUGGACGCUGCUGCGUAGAGACCUUCGAAGUCGUGAUUCCCACCCUACUAUCUUUAUUGAUUCUUCGAUCUACCUUCUUACUCCGGUGGUGUCCCUGUCCGUUCUUUUCUAUAACUUUGCAAAGUACCAGUCGUUGUAUCUAGUGUCUACUUGCAUCACUUCAACAAAAUGGGGGCCUACGAUAAUGAAACGCUUGCAAUUGAAGAACUUCCAACAUACAGCAGUCCUUCACCUUUCACCCCCGGGCGUGAUGGCUCUCCAAGCUCAUCUGAGAGCAGGAUAUGCAAAGAUGCGCGUGUGACCAUUCACGAUGCCCCAACACAAUCCAGCAUCGACGAGAAACAUAAUGUCCGGUUCUCUGUCCAAGAUGAACUUGUGACUUCCCCAAGUUGUCCUCAAAAUUCUACAACGCCAACCUCCAUCUCCAUCCGCAAUGCCUUCGGGAGAUGCUCGAAUUUUAUCCACGAAUGGACGCCGUUUCUGCUUGUCAGCUCUUAUUUUGUUUCAUCUAUCUUUGCAUAUAUGCUGUUUCCAACAAAACUCUUAGAAGUUUUCUGGUUCAUAUAUAAUUUCACAAACUUUAUCAUUGCUGCAUCUACAGCACUAGAAGCGUUUAUGAGUAUGGAACCAAGUCGAGAGGCGCGUCUUACUGUUACAAAAGCCGCUGAAAAGGGCUGGAAGUUCGCUACACCAGAUGAUGACCUAUUGAUCGUGGAUAUUGUCAUUGUCGCAUACCUUCCAAAUGAACAAGACAUUAUAAUGGAUCGGAUAAAUUAUGCGUGUCAAAAGUUGGAAUAUCCAACUGACAAAAUUCGCAUAAACAUUGUUUACAACACACCUUUCCCAAUUCAAUCCCUCGAGGAGGAAAUGUGGGAAGCGACCGCCAAAUAUCCACAGCUUCGAAUUAUCAAGGUUGAAGGCUCUACAUCGAAAGCUGACAACCUCAAUUACUAUCUCAGUCUAGAUACAGGCUCUGAUGUUACUGCUAUCUAUGAUUGUGACCAUUACAUACACCCCCAUAGUCCUCGAUGGGCAAUUGAACGUUUCAUCAAGGAGAAGGGCAAGGUUGAUAUCGUUCAAGGCCGAUGCAUCGUUUUUAACACAGGCGCUUCGUUCCUUACCAGUCUCAUCAGCAUAGAAUUUGACAAGAUUUAUGCCGUCUCUCAUCCUGGAAGGGCAACCAUCUGGGGGUUUGGUCUGUUUACAGGAUCUAAUGGAUACUGGAGAACAUCACUUCUUCGAGACGUAAAGAUGGACGAGAAUAUGCUCACUGAAGACAUCGACUCUGCACUUCGAACUGUAGGUCGAGGAUGUAAUAUUGUUCACGAUCUCAAUGUUGUGUCAUAUGAGUUGGCACCUACGACUUUUGGAGCGUUCUGGAAACAACGUCUAAGAUGGGCACAAGGAUGGGCACAGGCAAGCUUGAAACAUUCGAUUUUGACCUUCAAUCGCGCCAAGGAAGGAAAGAGAAUCUUCACAACACGAUUUGGACUACUCAACUUGUUGCUCAUUCGUGAGCUCAGUUAUUACUUGGUCACCCAAUUUGCUUGCCUGGUAGCUAGCUUUAUUUUUCUCAAUUUUCCCUUGACCCCAGCAGCGUUCUGGAAAACUGUCUUCUUCCAAUAUCCGGUUUCUGAGUGGUUCUUUUUCGUUAGUAUUUUCUGUUUGAUUGGCACGCUCUGGGUCACCAAUCAAGUUAAAUCAGAGUUUGCGUCACGAUGGAUGAUCAUCAAGUUCUCGAUUGCCUAUCCAUUUUAUUUGCUAUUUUUGGCAACGAUAGGUCUGUAUGGACAUGCUCGGCAGUUGACUAAAUACUCAUCUUGGAACCCUACUGCAAGAUCGUAGAUGAUGGUACGAAUAGCUUAUGAAUUUGUAUAUACAUUUUAAUUGGAGGGUUUCUGGAUGGCAUUUAGGGCGGAAAAGUUAGAAUAUAGAGAUGCAUUGGCUUUGAUGCCUUUGAAAAAAAAUUAUGUUACAUUAUGUUAAAUUA